GUCCCCUUCAUCUCGCCUCAAAGUGGAUGUGCCCCUCCUCCUCCUCCUGCACUGUCGACGUCUGCUCCGGCGGAUUUACCCGAAUCUACCCGGGUGAGAUUUCAUGAAGACCCAUUAAUGAAUCCUGGCACUCUGGAAAAGAAACAUGUGAAAACAGGCCCUUCUUGUGCCAUUAAGACUCUUUAAUGAGAAAAGUGUCUUUUUUUAGACUUUUUAAAUAUAGACCUGAGGUCAUGGACGAGUGAUUUCCGAGGGAUUCUUGAGGGUGUCAUAACGGAGCCGUCUCCAUAAUGUGUGACCGAGGAGAGCCCUUUGGCGACGGGGAGUUGAGGAAUAACAACCAGGGAGGCGGCAUGGUUGCCGGCGGCGAUGCAAACGCCAAUGACAUUGAGACAGAGGAUGCUGGGAGAACUGGAGACAGCGGCUCUCUGUCAGGACCGCUGACUGUGACGGCGGAGCAGGACAGAGUCGUCAUCUGGGGCACAGAUUCUCAGUGUGAUGACCCCGACCUGGCCGAGUUCGAGAUGCUGGAGUGUCAGGAGCUGGAGGCGUAUCUGGUGGAGGACGGGGAGGACUUUGUUGGGAUUGCAGAGCGGGAGGAGCUCCAAGAGCAGGAGCAUCAACAUGCAACUGGCUCUGGUGUGUCUGAAAACAAAGAGACAUCCAGGACCGAACUGAGCUCUGAAACCGACGUCUUUGUGACCUGCCUGUCCAAUAUCUCAAGCAUCGCCAUGGCUACCCCGAUGACGGACUCAGGGCACGUUGCCUGCGGUUCUCACGUCACCCUAUCAGAGGACCUGACUCUGGCUUCACAAACGUGUGGCACCAUCUCUGAGAGAGAGAGGGACUCUCAAAGAGAUGAUCCCCCCUCCCUCUUGUCUAGAAAAAGCACAACACACCAGAAAGACUUGGACUUAAAUCUGAAUUCAACCCUUCCCUCUGAGGACGAUGCAUCGCAGGCACAAGGUAGCGAUGGAGUCGUUGAUGAGCACAAAGAGAACAAUAACCAGAGGAAUGAAGCAGACGAAGGAGGUUGUGAUUAUACUGAGCAACCGGAUUCAUCUUCUGCAAAAAAGUCAAGUGACGAAAGCAAUUCUAAAAUGGAUAAAAGCACACAAGCUGACGAAACCCCGCCGGCUAAGACAGACACGAAAGCGACUCAGUCAACAACCGAAUACAAAGCCAUCAAGAAACAGGGUUCAUUUGAUAACACAUUAAAGACACAAAACGCUUUCGACAAGGCUUAUAAAAAGCAGCCUUCGUUCGAGAAUUCUUUCAAGAAGCAGCUCUCUUUUGACAACAGCUUAAGAAAACCGGGCUCCUUAGAGAACACCACCGCCUCCACCUCUUCGAGCCUGGAGAGGAGGAAGCCGUGGGGAAACCCCGGUCGACCAGCAACGCCGACGUCUCCCAAAACUACCUCCUGUUCCCCCAAGAGACGGCCGCCCGGUUCUCCGGCGAGAGUGCAGGGCGGCCGGGCGCUGAGCCUGGAGCGUGCCAACUCCCCUCAAAGAGGCACGAGUCCCUCUCACAGGCCCACAGGCAAGACAAACUUGAACAGCGGCAUUCCCAAACCUGUCAUACCUCAACAGAAAGAGGCCGACGCCAGCAGACCUCUGCCUCCUCAGAAGCCCAAGAAUGUCCGACCAAAAAUCAUCACAUAUGUCCGGAAGAAUACGCAGGCCAGACCACAGGACGCCGAUCAUCCGCAUGAAACCUCCACAAACCCAGCGAGGUUAACUUCUUACUCUGGGGCACCAGCUCACAAAGAUUCAAAAGUUGUUCCCCAAUCUAGAUCUGCGCCGGUGCUCAGUACCUCCAACCUGCUUUACGACAAAUACCGGCAGGAGAUGCAGAAGGCUGGUUAUUACUCUCCAGGCACCGCUGCCACCGGGCCAAAACCACCAGGUAGCGCCGGGCCUCAAAGAGUGGGGGGGAAGUCGGAAAGUUUUCAUGAAGAGAUGUCCAUGAAAUAUCUCCAAGAGGAUGUUUCCCAAGAGGGGCGGGUUGUAUAUCGGCCGACCAGAACCCUGAGGCCUCAGCUGGGGUUGGGGGCGGUCACCAGGCAGCCGGCGGCCAAGACCAGGCUUCAGCAGACGGGUCAGAAGUCAGCUCCGGCCUCGUGUCAGUCCGCCCUGGCGGCCAGGACGUCCAUCCCGGGCCAGCAGGAUCUGGGAGGAGAGCAGAGGAAGUCGGGUACAGAAACCAGCCCCAAAAGCCUCCUGCUCAAGUCGGGCCAGUCCGGUCUCCGUGCACCGGGCUUCUCCGCACUCCCCGCCACCCGGCUGGCUGCCUUUGGCUUCGUCCGGAGCUCCAGCGUCUCAUCCGUGUCCAGCAACCAGUCCAGCGACAGCAGCCAGAACGAGCCCUGCCGACCCUCUCAGCAUCCCAGCGGCGGCAGCGAUCACACACCUCUAGAUAAGGCUCCCCCUGCUCAGACCCGGCCUCAGCCUCCCAACGCCCCGAGCCUGCACCGGCGAAGUCUUCCUCCACAGCGCUGCUCCCCGCUCGCUCAGAGGAGAGAAUUGCAGAAAGAUGCAGAAGCCACGCUUUCACCAAAAUCCUCCCCCAAAAGGUUUGCUGUGAUUUCACCCAAGCCACAGUCCCCCGCUCGCGGACAGACGACGGCGGUUCAUGGUGCUAUCCGGACCAUCAGAGCACAGGAGCUGGACCGGGCUCUGAUCCAGCAGCUUCAGGAGCGAUGCGAGCAGCAAGACCUGCAGCUGCAGAGCCUGCAGGCUCAGCUGAAGAAGGCCUCCUUGUGCCUGGACGUUUUCAGCAUCACCACUCAGCACUUUUGUCACAAGAGCGAGAGUGCCAUUGUGAAGGAGAGGGAGCUAUCCCUGGAGCUCGCCAGAAUCAGGGAUGAAGUGGCGUUCAGCGUUGCGCACUGGGAGCAGCUGCAGCAGGAGAAGGAGGGCCUGGAGCGACGCUUUGAGGCUGAGCUGCAGGGGUUGCAGGCUCAGCAGCAGAGAGAGCUGGGAGCUUUGGAGGAGCGGCUGAGGGCCCGUCACGCCGACGAGACCGAGAACCUGCAGGCCCGGCAGCGGGCCGAGCUGGAGGAGCUGCGGCUCACGCAGCGAGAACAACUUGAAGAGAUGGGAGAGAACCAUGAGGCGUCCUUGAUGGAAAUGGAGACGACCCACAAUGACACCUUGGCCACCCUGCAGGAGGAGCACGCCAGGACCAUAAAGAAUCUGAAGAUGGCCCACGAACAGCAGAAGAAGUCUCUGGAAGAAGAGUUCCAUAAGAUCAGACUGUCACUACAGGAUCAGGUGGACACACUGACGUUUCAGAACCGAAGCCUCAGAGACCGAGCAAAGCGCUUUGAGGAAGCUCUUCGUAAGAGCACAGAUGAGCAGAUAGUGGAUGCUUUGGCUCCAUAUAAACACAUCGAGGAGGACUUGAAGAGCCUUAAAGACGUUCUGGAGAUGAAGAAUCAACAAAUCCAUCAGCAGGACCUGAAGAUUUCAGAACUGGAGAAAAUACAGGCUGAAAAGAAUGUGUACCUGGAGGAAAGAGUACAAGUGUUGCAGCAGCAGAACGAAGACCUGAAGGAGCGGAUAGACAAGAAUCUUGCAGUGUCCAGGCACCUCUCUGAAGAAAACGCCAACCUGCAGGUGAACGUGGAGAAGGAGAGCAACGAGAAGAAGCGCCUGAGUCGCACCAACGAGGAGCUGAUGUGGCGUCUGCAGACGGGCGAGCUGAGCCCGCGCAUGUCCCCCAGCGCCUCCCCCAUCCACCGGCCGCUCUCCGGCCCAGGCUCCCCUGCCCGCCCGCACUCCUACCACCAAUGACGCCCUCGGUGGAAGCCCCCGUAUCCAACGUGUCAUCUUCUCAGUGUCGGCUCGAUGCUCCUCUCAGUUUAAAGAGGAUUUUAAAAUUGACAGACUUAGCAGUACAACUAAGUUUUCUUUGUUGGGAAAAUGGAAUUUCACCCGUGUGAAGAAUUUUCCAAAGUCAAACCACUGAAAUUUUAAAUCUCUGACCUAAUGAAUUGUAUCGACGAUCACGCCUCUGAUUAUUCAAGAGGGAGUCCUCAGUCUUUUUCUACUCGGCAGGAAACUCCCCGAAAGAAACCCAGCAGAUGCGAUAGGCGGCCAUUGUGGAUUUUAGAGAGCAGACUAGACGUCAUGUUGCCCCCAUUUCCAUGUUUUCACCUCCAUCUUCACCUCGAUGUUCCCUCUCUGUGCUCAGGAUGAUGGACGAACAGGACAAAGAAAACAUGAACAUUGCAACAACUAAACACAAGAAGCGCCUUCUGCCAUCCAUUCUCUCCCACCAGCAAUUCUUUGGGGUUCAAAUCCAAAAAGCUACCUACGGUCAGUCACUCUCAACGUGUAGAUUCUCUUCGGGGGCAUGUUAGACUUUUCAAACUGAAACUCAUGCAUCAGGACUACAGUACGUGUGUGAAUCCAUCCUCAGCGGGUCAUCCGACUUCAUUCUCAAACAGCCGUCCAUCAGUGUUGAACUAAAUCGUGCGGCUACGACAAAAUAAGGACUCAUAAACCCAGUGAACUGCCAACACAGUGUAACCCCAUUAUCAACGUUUGUUAGUAACCUCUGCACAUAUUGCUCUCCUCAAAUUGUCUUCCAGUUACGGCAACCUCACAUUUAACUUUACUUACCUUGUGAUGCUUAGGAGAAGAGGGCCAAAGAAGCAACACACAUCAAAUCAAACUCCUAUUAAAACUUAUCAUGAGUUAUGAAGAAUCAUGUCGAGAAAUAGUCAAAGUAUGGUUGAGUUUGCUCCCCUGCAAAAUUGUAAUCGAACCCCUGCAACACAAAUCCCACCAAAGAGGAAAUCCUUAGAUAAAAGUCUUUAUUAUGUACUAUACAGUACCCGUCACAUGCCUUGAUUUGAUUGCUGCAGAAUAAGCCAUAAAUGCUGCAGACAAUUCAAAAUAUUCCCGCGUCUCAUCGCAUUUGAAUUCAUCACAGCAUCAUUUCCUCGCCUCUUUAAAGAGCACUCUUGCACUCAGCUCCUGCAGCCAGCUGGGAUUGUUGCAGUUUUCCGUGUCGCUUAAUAUUUCUGUAUAUACGGCCCCUGAAGUCCCAUCUCUGUAACUCCGGGUGACUUUUGCCGACAUCUGCUGAAAUGCUUGCAUGCAAAUCCUACUGCAAUGUUACCUCAUUCUUCUCAUUGUAAAGAUUUACUCUCAGGACUUGAGAAACAAAGUCAUCAAAGGGAAGCAACUGCCAUAACUUUGAUUUUUAGUUAUUUAUUUUACUUUCUUCAUGUUUACAUACAGUAAUCAGUCAUCUCUAAAGGUCUGUUUUGCAAGAUAUUCUUUGUAUACAAUAAAUUGGAUGCUAGCGUCAAAUAUAAAUAUCUUAAAAUAGUUGAGUGCGAUGUAUAAAAAAAAUAAAUUGAGAUAGUGUUUUAAUGCGCUCUUACAUAUGCAUUAUGGUAUUUCUUUUAUACAGAUGUGACAUGAGGUAAUGUGCUCAAAGAAGAAUUUAGUUGUAGCUGCAUUUAGUUUUUUGGACACUAAGAUGAUUAUGUUAAUCUGGGUUGGUUCUGCUGAGUUCUGAGAAGAAGUGAAAUUGCCUUUCUCUCCAUCAGGUACUCCGAUUGCACUGAUUCCCCCUGUGUCCUGUGGACACCGUCUUCUACCCGUGUACUGAAUGUUUGUUCGACACUAGAUUAAGAGCUUUUUGUUUACAGUUCACACCCGUGACGUUAGGAGUGGGUUGGUCACUGACGGCAGCACUUCUGGUGAUUGUUUACAGGACUUACGUUGUGAAGAUUGUAUUCAGUAUUUCAGAAAUUUUAGCUCUGGAUGAAUUUAUAUGACAGCAUGUCUUUUAGCUGGUUGUACCCCCCUACUCCCAUUUUCUUGUAAAUUCCAUACAGUUAUUUAUUCGCACUCUUUCAUAGCAUAGCUGGUUAAAUUCUUGUGGUCAAAGUAAAUGGCUAUUCUGUAUAUGUUGCACUUUGAAUUUGAGUAUUAAACCACAUUAAGCAUAAGAAUUGCAUCCAUGUAAGCGUUUGUGUUUCUAUAUGUUGUAUUUAAUUGUGAUAUAAAGCUUAUUUUUUCU
Cololabis saira (Pacific saury) is the source of this 6042-nucleotide messenger RNA. It is a transcript of the gene mtus2b, whose product is annotated as microtubule associated tumor suppressor candidate 2b. The transcript has 15 exons. The record is from RefSeq and is a predicted model, not a curated record. Gene Ontology annotation, molecular function: microtubule binding. The coding region runs from base 291 to 3797 and encodes 1168 amino acids. Gene Ontology annotation, cellular component: nucleus; cytoplasm. Lineage: Eukaryota; Metazoa; Chordata; Actinopteri; Beloniformes; Belonidae.